AUGGUUGCCGACAUCGACAUCGACCUCGACGACAUUCCGACCUUCCCGCCGUCGCAGAUGGGUGUGCAGAGCGGCAUCAACAAGCGUCGCGCCGGCCAUCAACCCGCUGGGGAUGCAGACUUCGAGAUCGUCCACGCCGCCAACCUCCAAGACUCCAUCGAAGCCCUGCGUGCGGAGCUCCUCGAGCAGGUCACGAACACGACGUCCGCUCUCAAUUCCAGUCUCCAAGGGUUGGCCACCAGAGUGCAGUCCACAUGCUCGGCGAUGGCAUCGCAGGUCGAACAACGGCUCAACGGUGUGGAAGUGGUUCAACGAGGCCACACCAAGCAGCUCCAAGUUCUUCAUGAAGAAGUCAAGCUCCUCAAACGUGAGCUCAGCGUGGUCAAGGAGACCCCCAGUGAGUUGCCAACGACCUUCCCGAAGCUCUCGCUGGACUCGGCGUUCAACCGUGCCAUCGACGUGUCCAUCAUCGUGGUCCGCUGCAAGGAGCAGACCGCGAGGCAGCAAGUUCAUGGAGCCCUUCUUCCGUGGCUGGAGCGUCUCAACAUCGAGUCGUCCGAAUGGGAGCUCCAGGGGGAGCCGUCGGACAAGAGGUUCACGAUCAAGUUCAAGGGUAGUUCUCAGUUCGCCUCACGCCGUGUACAGCAUGCCCUCAGCCUUUUGCGCCCGCAGCGUCCUGGAGAAGAGUGGAUGCGCUUUUUCGCUCCUGCGAUCUCAGGCUCUCGCUCUGAGAUCUUUGUCGGAUCGGACAAAAAGCAGUGCCAGGUCAAGCGUGAGGUGGCGCUCAAAGCCGCCAAGAGGACGAAAUUUUUUGUGGACAAGCUGCGCGGCACCAUUUCCACGAACUGGCGCCAGCUCGUGGAGAUCACUCCCCAGGCUGAUGAUGCGCCGCGGAUCCGCUGGGCAGAAGCGAAUCUGGCUCUCGAGAAUAUCUCCCGUGAAGCAAUCGAGGAGCCGCUGGCUGUCGCCAUCCAGGGAGACAGUCAGACCCAGUGGUCUCUUUAG
Prorocentrum cordatum is the source of this 1005-nucleotide messenger RNA. The record is from the annotation of a GenBank genome assembly. Lineage: Eukaryota; Dinophyceae; Prorocentrales; Prorocentraceae.